GUUGACGUGUGCGGUUUGUGCAGCGGCUAAGCGCAACAGCAGCGUAUCGAGAUAGUCAUAAACAGAAAAUACACAAAUUGCCUGCAGAGCGCCCAUCGAGUGGAAGAAGAAGAAGAACAACAACAAGAGGAAGAGCACAGCACAUGUAAUACUCGUGUGUGAUAAAAUGUGAAACACAAACAACAACAGCAACAGCAACAGCAACAGCAGCAGCAGAAGCAGUGACAAUAACAACAACACGGCAAAAGUGUCGCGCGCGUGUAACUGUGAGUGUGUGUCUGUGUGCCUGUGCCUGUGUCUGUGCCUGUGUGUGUGUGUGUGCGAGCGCUGCGUGUCACAUAUCAGCUAAAAAGAAAGCAAGCAUACAAAAAAAUACAGUGGAAAACGCGCAGCGCAGCGACAGAAAAAUUCGUUCAACGGCAACCGCCGCCGCCAACGCCGAAGCCGCCACCAACAGCAGCAGCAGCAGAAGCAGCAGUAAUAACAGCAGCGACGCCGACAGCGACGCCAGCAGCAGUCCAUUGACAGCCUGAAGCAGCGGCUCAUCCAGCUAUUUGGCAUCGAUCUAGACAUCUGGGCAUUGAGCUUGUGCCUAGCCAUGGGCACCGGACACUACUUCUGGGCGAUCUUCUACUUUACCAGCCUGUGCAGCGCUUCCCUAGCAAAUAAUGCCAAAAUAAAUUUCCGAGAAAAGGAGAAAAAAGUCUUAGAUCAAAUUUUAGGUGCAGGCAAAUACGAUGCCAGAAUUCGACCAUCGGGAAUAAAUGGCACAGCGAAUUUGCCCACAUUAGUCCAGGUCAACAUGUUUCUGCGUUCCAUAUCGAAAAUCGACGAUUACAAAAUGGAGUACAGUGUACAGUUAACCUUUCGAGAGCAGUGGACGGAUGAGCGUCUCAAAUUCGAUGAUAUACAAGGUCGCUUGAAAUAUCUCACACUGACGGAGGCGAAUCGUGUGUGGAUGCCGGAUUUAUUCUUCUCCAAUGAGAAGGAGGGACACUUUCACAAUAUCAUUAUGCCCAAUGUGUAUAUACGUAUAUUUCCCAAUGGAUCGGUGCUCUACAGUAUACGCAUCUCACUAACAUUGGCCUGCCCAAUGAAUCUCAAGCUGUACCCAUUGGAUAGACAGAUAUGCUCACUUCGAAUGGCUAGCUACGGCUGGACUACCAACGAUUUGGUAUUCCUUUGGAAGGAGGGUGAUCCCGUGCAAGUGGUAAAGAACUUACACCUACCUCGCUUCACAUUGGAGAAGUUUUUGACUGAUUACUGUAACAGUAAAACCAAUACGGGUGAAUACAGUUGCCUCAAAGUCGAUCUACUAUUCAAGCGAGAAUUCUCAUAUUACUUAAUACAAAUUUAUAUACCAUGCUGUAUGCUGGUCAUUGUAUCAUGGGUAUCAUUCUGGCUGGAUCAAGGCGCAGUGCCCGCGCGCGUAUCGUUAGGUGUAACCACUUUACUAACUAUGGCCACACAAACAUCGGGCAUUAAUGCCUCACUGCCGCCCGUUUCCUAUACAAAGGCAAUCGAUGUUUGGACCGGCGUCUGUCUGACGUUUGUCUUUGGGGCGUUGCUCGAAUUCGCCCUGGUGAACUAUGCCUCCCGCUCAGGUUUGAAUAAAGCUAACAUGCAUAAGGAGAAUAUGAAAAAGAAACGCCGCGAUUUGGAGCAGGCCAGUUUAGAUGCUGCUUCAGAUCUGCUCGAUACAGAUAGCAAUGCAACAUUCGCAAUGAAGCCCCUGGUGCGUCAUCCGGGCGAUCCGCUGGCCCUAGAGAAGCUGCGCCAAUGCGAGGUCCACAUGCAGCCACCGAAGCGCCCCAGCUGCUGUAAGACUUGGCUAUCCAAGUUUCCCACAAGACAAUGUUCUAGAUCGAAGAGAAUCGAUGUUAUCUCACGAAUCACAUUCCCGCUGGUCUUUGCGCUCUUCAAUCUGGUCUACUGGAGCACAUAUCUCUUCAGGGAGGAGGAGGAUGAGUAAAUGCCGUUUAACUUAUACAUAUAUAUAUACUUAAUAUAUAUUUAGAGAGAAACACUGGCACCACAAUACCAGAAAUUGUACUAACCUAUUAUAUCUCUCUUUUUUUAAUUUCUACUUUCAUUUACCAAUUUACGUUCCAAAUUCAUUUGCGUAUGGCUUUCGUUCGGCUUGGUUUUUUGCAAAUAACCAAAUAUGUUUAUAUGAUUUUGAUUCGAUUUUCCAUACUGAAACUGAAACGAUACGAAAACGAAAAUGAAAACGAAAACAAAAAAGGACCUUCUAAAGCGCGUCCGCGUCUCUGAAAACCAAAGGCUAUGUAGAAUCCAACAUGAAAUUUACAAUACGGCACACAUAUAUAUAUGCAUACGUAUGCGUAUAUAUUCGUAUGUUUAUAUAUAUAGAUAUGUAUAUGCUUUGCUUGAUCGAAUGGGGCGAGACAAGGCUUCAAGGCAUUUCCACUAUAAGAAAAUUUGAUGAGCGACAAAGAUAUUUACUAACUAUAAGUUAAAUUGAUCAAGUACGACUGCAUAGUAGAUAAAAGAAAUUAAAGAAAUUGAAGAGAAAUCAAAGCUGUAUUUUAAAGAGAAAAACAAAAACAGAAACGGACAAAGCGAUUUGUGGGCGAUUUGCAAAACGCUUUCAGCUCGAUUUGUUUCAAUUUGUUUUUAAUGCUCGAAAUUGUUAAACU
This is a messenger RNA of Drosophila navojoa, 2660 nucleotides long. RefSeq names its product glycine receptor alpha 1 (gene GluClalpha). NCBI's taxonomy places the organism in Eukaryota, Metazoa, Arthropoda, Insecta, Diptera, Drosophilidae. Gene Ontology annotation, biological process: monoatomic ion transmembrane transport. The record is from RefSeq and is a predicted model, not a curated record. Gene Ontology annotation, cellular component: membrane. Gene Ontology annotation, molecular function: extracellular ligand-gated monoatomic ion channel activity; transmembrane signaling receptor activity.